Molecule: messenger RNA, 1002 nt
Organism: Penicillium waksmanii
Lineage: Eukaryota; Fungi; Ascomycota; Eurotiomycetes; Eurotiales; Aspergillaceae
Product: NAD(P)-dependent alcohol dehydrogenase
Exons: 2
Coding region: 1-1002 (333 amino acids)
Molecular function (GO): oxidoreductase activity
Source: RefSeq, a predicted model, not a curated record
AUGGAAGAUACCAUGAAGGCAUGGCAGCAAAAUGCCCCCGGUCCCGUUGAGAAGAAUCUCAAGCUCGUCGACAACGUUCCGAGUCCCAAUACAGCUCUCAAAAAGGGCGAGAUCCUCGUCCGCGUCGUCAGUGCUUGUCUCAACCCAGCAGACUAUAAAGUCAUGGAAAUGGGAUUUCUCGCUCGUGCCACCGUCAAAUUCCCCAAAGUCAUGGGUAUGGAUCUCAGUGGUACUGUCACGGCGGUGGCCGAGGGUUCGACGGAUGUCAAAGUCGGCGACAACAUCCUUGGCCGCGUCGAUCCAAUGAAGUCCCACGGCUCUCUAUCCCAAUACCUAGUCUUGUCACGAGAGGAAUACGCUGUGAUCCCCAAAGAAGUGGAUCUUGAUCAUGCUGCUGGUGUCCCCACCGCUGGUAUGACAGCUUACCAAAGCAUAAAGCCCUACGUCAAAGCAGGCGAUCGUAUCUUCAUCAACGGCGGCUCCGGGGAACGGGAUCUUUCGGCCCUCGGGUGCCACGUCACGACAUCCUGCUCAACAGCCAAAGUCGAUCUAGUGAAGAAGCUAGGCGCCGAUGCAGUCAUCGACUACCGCGUCGAGAAUAUUGUUACUGAACUGAAAGCCGAAGGCCAAGUCUACGAUCUGGUGGUGGACAACGUUGGUAACUCGCCAAAGGACUUUUUCACCACGACGCCUGGAUUUUUGAGGUCAGAGGGCCACUAUAUUGCUGUCGGUGGCUCCCCGUCACUCCAGACGGUUCAGAAUAUGACCAAAGGUCUGCUGUGGCCAAGCUUCCUGGGUGGCACGCCACGCAAAUUCGUGCCGUACUUCACCAAGAAUGUACGCGAGGAUUAUGAGCAGCUAGCGAAUUGGCUCGCUGAUGGGACCAUCACAACGACCAUCGAUUCAACCUUCGAAUUUGAGCAGGUCAUUGGGGCCUUGGAACAUCUCAAGAAAGGCUCUAGCACGGGAAAGGUCAUUGUGCACGUCUCCCCCAAGGAAUGA